Molecule: messenger RNA, 3876 nt
Organism: Anopheles marshallii
Lineage: Eukaryota; Metazoa; Arthropoda; Insecta; Diptera; Culicidae
Exons: 9
Coding region: 1-3876 (1291 amino acids)
Molecular function (GO): FAD binding; 2 iron, 2 sulfur cluster binding; oxidoreductase activity
Source: RefSeq, a predicted model, not a curated record
AUGCUUUCGACGCUCGGUAGUUACAUUUGGGGCAGCUCGGAAGCGGACAGUCCUCUAACGGAAGUCACCUUUACAAUCAAUGGGAAACCGUAUACUGUGGAUCCUCGCACGAUUCCGGUCGAUACUUCGCUGAAUACGUUUAUACGCAACCAUGCACAUCUGACCGGUACCAAGUUCAUGUGUCUGGAGGGUGGCUGUGGAGCAUGCAUCGUAAACGUCAACGGUAUCCACCCGGUGACGAAGGAGAAGAAAUCAUGGGCAGUCAAUUCGUGCCUUUAUCCGGUCUAUGCGUGCCAUGGGCUGGAUGUGAAAACGGUGGAAGGUAUUGGCAACCGCAAAGAUGGUUACCAUCCCAUCCAGCAACGAUUGGCUCAUCUGAAUGGGACGCAGUGCGGUUACUGCUCACCCGGCAUGGUCAUGAACAUGUACAGCCUGAUGGAAGCGAACCGUGGUGCGAUCUCGAUGGACGAUGUGGAAAAUGCCUUCGGUGGUAACAUAUGCCGUUGCACCGGCUAUCGCCCCAUACUGGACGCGUUCAAAUCGUUGACGGUCGAUGCGGACGAAAAGCUGCUCGAUGCGUGCCAGGAUAUUGAGGAUCUCACGAAAACGUGCCCUAAAACGGGAAGUCCUUGUGCGGGCAAGUGCAUUUCGGCAAAGGAUCGUAUCGAUCUGAAGCGUCCGGUGAAGCUAGUGUUUGAAGACGAUAAGGAGUGGCAUCGCGUUGCACAAUUGGCAGAUAUUUUUGCGAUUUUUGAACAGAUCGGUAGCAAACCGUACAUGCUGGUCGCUGGCAAUACCGCUCAUGGUGUCUACCGACGCAGUCCUGCGCUGCAAGCAUUCAUCGACAUCAAUGCUGUCGAGGAGUUGCAUACGCACUCCUCAGCUAAUAACGAACUGGUGGUCGGUGCGAACGUUUCCCUGACGGAGUUCAUGCACAUCCUGGAUGAAACCGCGAACAAAUCGCCAAACUUUUCGCACUUCAUGCAGCUAGUGAAACACAUCGAUCUGAUUGCGAACGUGCCGGUACGCAGUGCCGGAACAAUCGCGGGCAAUCUGAGCAUUAAAAACCAACAUCAUGAGUUCCCAUCCGAUAUGUAUCUGAUAUUGGAAACGGUCGGUGCGAAGCUGACAGUUGUUGAAGCUGGCGGAAAAUCAAGCCUCAUUACACCGGCCGAAUUUGUCCAGCUAGACAUGCAGAAGAAGGUGUUGAAAUCGGUUACACUGCCGGCGCUAGAUUCCACCCGCUACCAGUACCGAUCGUUCAAAGUGAUGCCACGCUCUCAAAACGCGCACGCUUACGUCAAUGGAGCUUUUCUCACCAAGUUUGCCGAGGAUGGUGUGACGGUGGAGUCUAUCAAGAUUUGCUUUGGCGGAAUCAGUCCAGAUUUUACCCAUGCCACAGCAACGGAGGCUUUUCUGACGGGCAAAAAUUUGUUUGACGCUGAUACCAUCCUGGCUACGAUGAACCAGCUAACCAACGAUAUCCGUCCCGAUUGGGUACUACCCGAUGUGUCCGCCGAGUAUCGCAAAAAUCUUGCAAUGGCACUGUACUACAAGUAUCUGCUAGAUAUAGCGCCGGAUGGUACUGUGCUGGUGAAACCAUCCUACCGUUCCGGCGGUACCGUACUGGAGCGUCCACUGUCAUCCGGCCAACAGACGUUCGAUACGUACGAACGUAAUUGGCCACUCACGAAGAACAUCCCGAAGAUUGAGGCCCUCGCCCAAACGUCUGGUGAGGCUAAGUUUACCAACGAUUUACCUCCGCUGCCCGGGGAACUGUAUGGGGCCUUCGUUAUUGCCACCAAACCCCAUACGCGUAUCGGCAAAAUAGAUGCUACUGAUGCGCUGAAAUAUCCCGGUGUUGUGGCGUUCUACUCCGCAAAAGACAUUCCCGGUACGAACAACUUCAUGCCAGCCAGCCUGGGCAAUCAGGAGGUGGAAGAAGUGUUCUGUAGCGGUGAGGUACUGUACCAUGGCCAACCGGUCGGUAUCAUAUUGGCGGAAACGUUCAACCAGGCCAACCACGCUGCGACACUCGUCAACAUUCUCUACGAACGUAUGUCCCAACCGCAACCGGUCUAUCCCACAUUAAAAUCACUCGUCGACAAUCAAGCGAAGAUGCGCAUCUUUGACGAACCACCAACUACAACCCGCCGUGGUUCGAACUACCGCGUCAAGGUGUCGGCUGCCCGCAAAGUAACCGGACGGUUCGAAAUGGCUGGCCAGUAUCACUACACCAUGGAGACGCAAACUUGCGUGUGCGUACCGAUCGAGGACGGCAUGGAUGUGCACAGCUCGACGCAGUGGGUCGAUCUGUGCCAGAUCGCGAUCGCAUCGAUGCUGAAGGUGCCCGAAAACAGUCUAAACAUUACCGUACGCCGGCUGGGCGGUGGCUAUGGAUCGAAGAUUUCACGCGCCGGUCAAGUCGCAUGUGCCUGCGCCUUGGCGGCCCAUCUACAGAACCGGCCGGUUCGUUUCGUGCUAACGAUCGAAUCAAACAUGAGCUCCAUCGGUAAGCGGUACGGUUGCAUUACCGACUACGAAGUGGACGUGGAAACCAAUGGACGCAUCGUAAAGCUCACGAACAACUAUAUGCAGGAUUACGGUGCGUCUCUGAACGAAUCGGUUGGUGAAGCAACGUCCGAGUUCUUCAACAACUGCUACGACACCAAGACGUGGAAGGUUGUCGGUAAGGCGGCUAAAACGGACGCACCCAGCAACACCUGGUGUCGAGCACCCGGCACCACGGAAGGUAUUGCGAUGAUCGAAAACAUUAUGGAGCACAUUGCUUGGGAGUUGGGAUUAGAUCCCUUGGAGCUUCGGUUGGUCAACACGCCCGACGGUAGCAAGAUGCGCGAGCUGCUGCCACAGUUCCGUACGGAUGUGGGGUACAACCAGCGCAGGACAGAAAUCGAUCAGUUCAACAUAGACAAUCGCUGGCGUAAGCGAGGCAUUGCCAUCUCGCUGAUGCGCUAUCCGCUGGGAUACUUUGGAGCUCUGCACGCAUUGGUAUCGAUCCAUGCUGGCGAUGGUACGGUUUCAGUUACUCACGGUGGCAUCGAAAUGGGUCAGGGCAUGAAUACCAAGGCGGCACAGGUGGCUGCGUUCGUGCUUGGAUUGCCACUGGAGAAGAUUAGCAUCAAACCAACCAACAGUUUGACGUCGCCCAAUGCCAUCGUCACUGGUGGCAGCAUGACCAGCGAGGCAGUGUGCUAUGCCGUGAAGAAAGCGUGCGAGAUACUGCUGGAACGUAUCAAACCCGUGCGCGACGCGCAUAAGGACGUACCUUGGGAGACCAUCACGCAGCUGUGUUACGCGGGUAAUGUAGAUCUGUGCGCCACCUAUCAGUAUCGUGCCACGGAGCUGAAGCCGUACAUCAUUUGGGGGUUAAGCUGUGCCGAAGUCGAGGUAGACGUGUUGACUGGUAACGUGCAGUUGCGUCGUGUCGACAUCUUGGAGGACACGGGAGAAAGCUUGAGCCCCGGCAUUGACGUGGGACAAAUUGAGGGUGCAUUCAUUAUGGGUGUGGGCUACUGGCUCACGGAGGCACUAGUGUACAAUGCGGAGGACGGUGCACUACUGACCAACCGUACCUGGACGUACAAACCGCCGGGAGCGAAGGACAUUCCGGUUGAUUUCCGCGUGCGAUUCUUGCACAACAGCUCCAACCCCGCUGGCGUGCUACGUUCGAAGGCAACCGGAGAACCGGCCUUAAAUAUGUCCAUUGUGGUACUGUUUGCCCUGCGGAAUGCCCUCCGCUCAGCACGGAAGGAUGCCGGACUGGCAGACGAUUGGAUACCGAUGGGAACCGCAUCCACACCGGAUCAGGUUCAUCUGCUGGCGGGAAACUCAAUCGAACAGUACAAACUAAAUUGA